This is a messenger RNA of Cavia porcellus (domestic guinea pig), 2205 nucleotides long. RefSeq names its product ring finger protein 224 (gene Rnf224). The transcript has a single exon. NCBI's taxonomy places the organism in Eukaryota, Metazoa, Chordata, Mammalia, Rodentia, Caviidae. Bases 1718 to 2200 code for a protein of 160 amino acids. The record is from RefSeq and is a predicted model, not a curated record.
GAAGGGGCUGGAGGAGGGGCCCACAUGUCUGAGUGUGUGGAUACCGUGGAGCUCUGGGAAGCCAGGGAAGGGAGUGUGCAGGGAGCUGGGGAUUCCACAGCGGGGCAGGCGGCACUGUGUGGAGGAAGCAGAGCUGGCCUCACAGGACAGACGGGUCCUCCUGCAGCCAGCCACCCCCUGACACAUCGUGCCUGGUCACAAGGGAGGAAAGGGCACUGGUAGUGUUCGGAGGUCCUGGGUGUGGGACAAGCAAGUCAUUGCCCUGCCCAGCCCCAGCCAUAAACCUGUCUGACCAGUCCUGCAGGCCUACUGGUUGUGUGUUGGUGGGUGCCUUGCAUGAGCACCUGUGUGUCCGCCCUAGGCUUCCCUGUGGGACUGGGGAGGGGUCCCAAGGCCCUGCCAGCGUGUCCUGAUCCUAUUGGGUCGCUCAUGUAUGCCCUGCCCGUGGCCCAGAACACAGGGCCCACUGGCCGCACAUCCCAGAAUCAGCCCCUGGCCGGCCAGGAGGCCUGCAGACGCUCACCGUGAUGGUCCUUGUGAGGAACCUGGGACGCCAUACACAGUACAUGAGCGCCACCUAGGGGCCAUGAUAGGAACAUGAACAAACAGGCAUCCACGCAUAGGCAAGGUUGAGGACAAAUAGCCCUGCCACCACCGCAGGGACAGGUAUCCCAGGCUGAGCUUGCCACAACAAAGCAGGGGUUGUGCUAUGCAUCACUGGGGUCAGGCCAGCUUGGGGUUGCCGGAUGGGCACUGCCAGACAAGGCAGGGAAGAGCGAGAUGGAGCAGACACAAAAGUGAGGGAGGGGAGCCUUUUAUUUUUCUUUGAAGUUAUGGACAUUGAACCCAGGGCUUUCCACAUGGUAGUCAAGAGUUCUACCACUGAACAAUGAUAGCCAGACUUUUUUGGGGGAUCUCCCACAGUUCAGACAAACCUUGAACACACUAUGUAGCUCAGGCUGAUCUCAAACGUACAGUGAUAACUUCUGCCUCAGCCUCCCAGCUUCCCCAGCACCACCACACACCCUCAGCCUAUUUUUUGAGACAGAAUCUCCUAAAUUGCCUAAGCUGGGCUCAAAACUGAGACCUUCCUCUAGCCCCCUGAGCAACUGGGAUGACAGGCAUGGGCCACCAUGCCCAACAGAGGGGAGCUCUGGGGCACAGUAGUGAGGUCAGGCCUGGGGGUGGGGCUGGGGGAGUGGGUCAGGGAUGGCAGCAAGCACAGAGGGAGGGGUCACCUUAUCUCCUGCCUGUGAGCACAUGCUGUAAGAUCCAGUUGCACUGCUUUGUGACUGAAAGGAGAGCCCACUUCACAGCCCAGCCGCCACCUGCCUCCUGCUGCCUGGCCCAGGCAGGCAGUAAUGCGAGCCCAGGGAGGGAGCCCCGGGGUGCCCCAGGGCCCUGCCCCACUGUUCCAGCCACUUUCUCACUGGACAUAGCUGCCCAGAGGAACGGAACAGACGCAGGUAAGAGUGUUUAUGGCUUGUGCUGGCUGGGUAGGAAGGGGCAGCACCUGGCAGGAGGCUGUGGGUGGCAACAGGACCACAGCUAGCUGGGCAGGACACUGCCCAGAUCCAUGUCUUGUCACCCCCAGCUGUCCCUCCAAAGUGUACCUACCAGCCAUGGCCCACCCUCUGGGGCCAGCACCCACCCCUGCUGCAUGUUGCAGUGGUGAGGAGUGGGGCUGUGAUCCGUGCCACUGUUCCCAACCACCUCCAUGCCCAGGAUGCUGCAGCCUGAGUGGUCCUGUGCCCUGGAGGAGGUGGCAGCCCCCACAGCCCGGAGGAACGACUGCAUCAUCUGCUACUCAGCCUAUGACCUCACUGGGCACCUGCCCCGCCGCCUCUACUGUGGCCACACUUUUUGCCAGGCAUGUGUGCGGCGGCUGGACGCUCUGGCCCACGAGCAGCGCUGGAUCCCCUGCCCCCAGUGUCGCCAGAGCACACCCACACCGCGUGGAGGGGUGGCCAUGCUGGACCUGGACCUGGCUGUCUUCCUGGCUGUCAAGGCUGAGCAGGAGCCAGCAAGAGCAGAGCCCCGGGUCUCUGCACCCCUCAAGGUUGAUGCUGUGGUCAUUGAACAGCCGGCUGCCCUCUGCCCCACCCUGGGCCCCCAGCCCCACUUCCCCCAGCCCCACCGCUGCUGCUGCUGUGGCUGUGGCAGUUUCUGCUGGGGGCUCCCCAGCAGCCCAGAGGUCUGAGCUCU